AUGGAUUAUGAUGACUGCUACGAUCAACAGGACUAUUGGAACGAACCAGAGCGGCAAGCAGGGCCCAGCGGCUUGUCACCGAACAAUGCGACAAUUCUACUCGAUUCUGAUAGUGACGAUGGAGAUGCCGGAAAGAGCUCUACACACGAACGUUCGUUAUUUCUGAACGAGCAUUCAACGCCUAUCGUAUCAGCGAAAAGAACCUCAAUCCUACGAAGCCGCAACCCCAACCAGGGCACUUCGCCGAUAUUCAUUGAGGACGUCCCACCUAGAGGCGCAGCAGAUGACCAUAAAAGGUUUUCUUUUGGUGUCUCAGGGCGCAGUAUGUCCCAAUCGGACCUGGACAAAACGCCGAUAAAAUAUAGGAGCAACCGAGCAACCUACGACGACAUCACGCCGACGGCAUCGCCGAAAAAGGCCCGCUCCGCAAAUUCCACUCCUGUCAAGGAAAAGAAGCAGAAGCAAAAGCAAAUAGUCAACGAAUUUUUCGGCUGCUAUUGCCUGAUCAGCCGCAGCCAGUUGAAACAUUAUAAGAAUCGUUGUUAUAUCGGCUAUACAGUUGAUCCGAACCGCCGGAUCGAUCAGCACAAUGGCGGCCGACAAAAGGGCGGAGCGAAAAAGACUGAAAACCGGGGGCCUUGGGAGAUGGUCUGCAUCAUACACGGUUUCCCGUGCGAUGUCGCCGCACUAAGAUUCGAAUGGGCAUGGCAAAACCCAGGGAAAAGUCGCGCAUUGAAAAGCAAAGGUCUGGAGAAGAAGGAACGAAGGGAGACGCCAUUCGCACACAAAUUGCGGAUAGCUUGUCAUCUGCUGAAUAGUGAUCCCUGGCGACGGUUAGCGUUGACGUUCCGAUGGCUUCUGCCGAAGGAAGAGUUACCUUUUCCGGCUUCUAUUCCACCACCAAAACACUUUCCCACGAAGUAUGGCUUGGUGGAAAAAUUGACUACAGUGGUUCCCAACUCGAUGGAUGAUCUCCAAAAACUUGGCAGCUGCUAUAUUUGCAAGGAAAGGAUUGUUCAGUUGAGCCUCCUCGGUCUAUGCCAAUGGUGUGGAUGCCAGUCUCAUCUUCGCUGCAUGGCCCUCACCGCACUUUCCACCGCGGAAAAACCCAACCAGCUCAUCCCCGUCGACUUCAACUGCCAAAAAUGCGACCAACGAUUAAUCUGGGGCGACGUCAUUCGUUUGCAACGAAACAUGAUGAAGAUGAUCAUCCCGGUCCGCUGCUUCACUUGUGGCAAGGUUAUCGGCAACAAAUGGGAAUCUUAUCUGGGACUUCUGCAAUCGGAAUACAGCGAAGGAGAUGCCCUCGAUACCUUGAACCUCCGAAGGUAUUGCUGCCGCCGAAUGCUCCUGGCUCACGUCGACCUCAUCGAGAAGCUCCUCAACUAUCAUCCCCUUGAAAAA
Mesorhabditis spiculigera is the source of this 1404-nucleotide messenger RNA. NCBI's taxonomy places the organism in Eukaryota, Metazoa, Nematoda, Chromadorea, Rhabditida, Rhabditidae. The record is from the annotation of a GenBank genome assembly.